UAAGGGUAACGCUUACAAGCAAAGAAGAAUAAUAACACAAUCUCCCUUCUAAAGAAUAAACCUUGCUCAGUAGCAAAAUUGCCAAAUUAAUUGGCUCCGUCUCUCAAUUGCAUUCUCUUCUCCGCCAAGCAAGCUCGAAUCGGAAAAUCCAGUCGAUUGCAUCUCUUUCUGUGACUGGAUUGUGUUCCGAUGACGUGUCCAGAAGACGAAACGGCGGUUCUUUUGCUGCCGACGAGAGUCGAAGGCGAUGACGUCGAGAAAGGGGGUUAUGUGAAACUGAGUGAGGGUCAAGAAUCAUCAUCAUCAUCAGGGCAGGAAGAAGAAGAAGAAGUAAAGGAGGCUGCUACGUCGCCGUUUUGGUUCUGGGUCAAGCUUGCUCUUUUAUUCUCUUUCCUUGCUUCCUUGGCCUUCGUUGCUUACAGAUGGCUCGGUCCUUUAAUCAUGGACAAGGAGCUAAUCCCGAUUAUCAAAUGGGAGAUUAGGACUUUCACACAUCCAGUGUGCGGUCUUCUUGUCUUUGCAUCCGUGGCUGUGUUCCCCACUAUACUUCUUCCCUCUACUCCCUCCAUGUGGAUCGCUGGGAUGACCUUUGGUUAUGGCUACGGCUUUCUACUUAUUAUUUCAGCUGCUGCUGUUGGUGUCUCGCUUCCUUACUUCAUUGGACACCUCUUCCGCCACAAAAUUCAAGGAUGGAUGGAAAGUUAUCCUGAUCAAGCAGUUGUACUAAGAGCUGCCGGUGAAGGCAAUUGGUUUCACCAGUUUCGAGCAGUGACUUUAAUCCGGAUUUCUCCGUUUCCUUACAUUCUUUAUAACUACUGUUCUGUUGCAACUCGUGUUAAGUACGGUCCUUACAUCACUGGAUCUCUCUUAGGCAUGGUCCCUGAGAUCUUUGUUGCUAUCUAUACAGGGAAUCUUGUAAAGACAUUAGCGGAAGCAUCUUCUGCAGAUAAACACGGGCUCUCGGUUACACAGAUUAUUCUCAACAUUCUCGGCUUUUUAGGAACUGUUGCUACAACGGUUCUCAUCACGAAGUAUGCGAAAAGACAGCUGGAGACCAUGAAGAAAGAGGAAGAAGCAUUGUUGCAAUAAAACCUCACGUGAGAAACUCUUGACUUGCUUUUAUCCCUUGAAACAUCUCCUUGUCUCACUCCUUACACAGUUCAGGUCUGCUCCGAGACGUGAAAGAGCAUUGGUUAUUUUGUCUCCUUGGUUCUUCAUCUCUUUAAUUAACACAGCCUUCAAAAAGAAGAAGAAACUAACACCAUUCUUGAUUCUUAGGUGUAAGUAAGUAUUGUGUACUUGUGUGGCUUUGAUGUGGUGACAUGAAUUAAAAAAAAACACAAAUUGUUGUUAUUUGCAGUGGUAUUGUGAAACGAUGAAAAUGAGAGAAUCUUCGUUUGAUUUA
This is a messenger RNA of Brassica oleracea var. oleracea, 1405 nucleotides long. RefSeq lists its product as uncharacterized. The transcript is spliced from 4 exons. The record is from RefSeq and is a predicted model, not a curated record. NCBI's taxonomy places the organism in Eukaryota, Viridiplantae, Streptophyta, Magnoliopsida, Brassicales, Brassicaceae. The coding region runs from base 190 to 1089 and encodes 299 amino acids.